This is a messenger RNA of Syngnathoides biaculeatus (alligator pipefish), 6236 nucleotides long. RefSeq names its product myosin-1-like. Gene Ontology annotation, molecular function: cytoskeletal motor activity; ATP binding; actin filament binding. NCBI's taxonomy places the organism in Eukaryota, Metazoa, Chordata, Actinopteri, Syngnathiformes, Syngnathidae. The transcript is spliced from 38 exons. Bases 1 to 5814 code for a protein of 1937 amino acids. Gene Ontology annotation, cellular component: myosin complex. The record is from RefSeq and is a predicted model, not a curated record.
AUGAGCGACGCAGAGAUGGAAGUGUUCGGGGUGGCUGCCCCCUACUUGCGCAAAAGCGAGCGGGAACGGAUUGCAGCCCAGAACUCGGCGUUUGAUGCUAAGGUGGCCGUCUUUGUGCCUGACCCCAAGCAAGAAUACGUCAAGGGGAAGAUCAAGAGCCAGAAUGGCAGCAAUGUCACCGUGGAGACGGAUUGCGGCAAGGUUGUUAUGGUGGAUCAGGACGACCUCCAACCUAUGAACCCACCAAAGUUUGACAAGAUAGAGGACAUGGCUCGUCUCACGCACCUCCACGAGCCAGCCGUGCUCUUCAACCUCAAGGAGCGAUACGCCGCCUGGAUGAUCUAUACAUAUUCUGGUCUUUUCUGUGUGACCAUCAACCCGUACAAGUGGUUGCCCGUCUAUAACCCCGAAGUGGUGGCAGCAUAUCGUGGCAGGAAGCGGCAAGAGGCGCCUCCGCACAUCUUCUCCAUCUCUGACAAUGCUUACCAGUACAUGCUCACAGAUCGAGAGAACCAAUCCAUCCUCAUUACUGGCGAGUCCGGUGCGGGUAAGACUGUCAACACCAAGCGAGUUAUCCAGUACUUUGCCACAAUUGGAUCGGUGGGAGACUCCAACAAGAAGGACCAACUUCAUGACAGAGUGCAGGGAACGCUGGAGGACCAAAUCAUCCAAGCUAACCCUCUGCUGGAAGCUUUUGGGAAUGCCAAGACUGUGAGGAACGACAACUCUUCUCGAUUUGGGAAAUUUAUUCGCAUUCACUUCGGAACGAAGGGCAAGUUGGGAUCGGCUGAUAUCGAAACAUAUCUUUUGGAGAAAUCCAGGGUGACCUUCCAGCUGCCGGCUGAGAGGAGCUACCACAUCUUUUACCAGAUCAUGUCCAACAAGAAGCCUGAUCUAAUUGACAUGCUAUUGAUCACAUCUAAUCCUUUCGACUACCCCUUCAUCAGCCAGGGCGAAAUCAGUGUCCUGAGCAUCAACGAUGCAGAUGAGCUGGUGGCCACAGAUAGUGCCAUCGACAUCCUGGGCUUCAACAUGGAGGAGAAGCUUGGCAUCUACAAGCUGACCGGCGCUGUGAUGCACAGUGGGAACAUGAAGUUUAAGCUGAAGCAGCGUGAAGAACAAGCUGAACCUGACGGCACCGAAGUGGCUGACAAAGUUGCCUACCUCAUGGGGCUGAACUCCGCCGACCUACUCAAGGCACUGUGUAAUCCCAGAGUGAAGGUUGGCAAUGAGUUUGUCACGAAAGGCCAGACACCUCAACAGGUAAACAACGCCGUGGGCGCCGUGUCCAAGGCCGUGUAUGAGAAGCUCUUCUUGUGGAUGGUCACCAGGAUCAACCAGCAGCUUGACACUAAACUCCCAAGGCAACAUUUUAUUGGCGUGUUGGAUAUUGCAGGGUUUGAAAUUUUUGAGAUGAACAGUUUGGAGCAGCUGUGCAUCAACUUCACCAAUGAGAAGCUGCAGCAGUUCUUCAACCACCACAUGUUUGUGCUCGAGCAAGAAGAGUACAAGAAGGAAGGUAUCGACUGGGAAUUCAUCGACUUUGGCAUGGACCUGGCACCCUGCAUUGAGCUCAUUGAGAAGCCAUUGGGCAUUUUCUCCAUUCUGGAGGAGGAGUGCAUGUUUCCAAUGGCCACAGACAUGACCUUAAAGAACAAACUUUAUGACCAACACCAUAGCAAGAGCAGCAUUUUCCAGAAGCCCAAACCUUCCAAAGAAAAGUCUGAGGCUCACUUCUCAUUGAUGCACUAUGCUGGCACCGUGGACUACAAUCUCAUUGGCUGGCUGGAGAAGAAUAAGGAUCCGCUCAAUGACACAGUGGUUCAGCUGUACCAAAAAUCAUCUGUCAAGCUGCUCUCUCAUCUCUUUGCAACGUAUGCCUCAGCAGAUGGUCAGUUAUUUGACAAUAAAUCAUUCCAACAAAAACAGAAAAAGGCUUCAUCUUUCCAGACGGUCUCUGCACUUUUCAAGGAGAACCUCAACAAGCUGAUGGCCAACCUCAGAUCCACACAUCCACACUUUGUGAGAUGCAUUAUCCCCAAUGAGACCAAGAUUCCAGGGGUGAUGGAUCACCGUCUGGUUUUGCAUCAGCUUCGCUGUAACGGUGUACUGGAAGGAAUCAGGAUCUGCCGGAAGGGAUUUCCCAGCAGGAUCCUCUAUGGAGACUUCAGACAGAGGUACAGGAUUCUGAAUGCCAGCGCCAUCCCCGAGGGACAGUUCAUGGACAGCAAGAAGGCUUCCGAGAAACUGCUCUCCUCCAUUGAUGUGGAUCAUGCCCAGUACAAAUUUGGAAACACAAAGGUCUUCUUCAAAGCUGGCCUUCUGGGUCUUCUUGAGGAGAUGAGGGAUGAGCGUCUGGCGGUGUUGAUGACUCGCAUCCAGGCUGUAGCAAGAGGUUACGUCACCAGGCUGAAGCUCAAAGAGAUGGCAAAGAAAAGAGAAUCUAUUUUCAUCAUCCAGUACAACAUCCGCUCAUUCAUGAAUGUGAAGAACUGGCCUUGGAUGAGACUCUUUUUCAAGAUCAAGCCUCUGCUGCGGUGCGCUGAGGCUGAAAAAGAGAUGCAGAGCAUGAAAGAGGAGGUGUCGCGCCUCAAAAAGGAGCUGGCUAGAUCGAAGGCUGGUAGGAAAGAGCUGGAGGAGAAAACCGUGGGGCUCGUCCAGGAGAAGAAUGACCUUCACCUUCAAAUCCAAGCAGAACGAGAGAACCUGUGUGAUGCUGAAGAGCGGUGUGAAGGUCUGAUCAAGAGCAAGAUUCACCUGGAGGCCAAAGUCAAGGAAUUCUCAGAGCGGUUGGAAGAGGAAGAGGAAAUUAAUGCAGACAUUACGGUAAAGAGGCGAAAGCUUGAAGACGAAACCUGUGAGCUCAAACGCGACAUCGAUGAUCUGGAGCUGAUUAUCACCAAAGUAGAGAAGGAGAAACAUAGUUCAGAAAACAAGGUCAAGAGGUUGAUGGAGGAGGUAGCCACACUGGAGGACAAAGUUUUGAACUCCUCUAAGGAGUACAAAGCCUUGCAGGAUGUUCACCAGCAGAUGUGUGAUGACCUCCAGGCCGAGGAGGAUAAAGUCAACGUUCUGAUAAAGACAAGGAUAAAGCUGGAACAACAGAUCGACGAUCUGGAAGGCGCCCGGGAGCAGGAGAAGAAAGUUCGAGUUGACCUGGAGAGAUCCAGAAGAAAGCUGGAGGGAGACCUGAAGCUGAGUCAAGAGAAUGUCACGGACUUAGAGAAUGAGAGGCAACAGAUGGAGUACAAAAUUAAUAAAAAAGAUUUGGAAAUCCACAACCUGCAGUACAAAAUUGAGGAUGGGCAAGCGUUCACUACUCAGCUGCAAAAGCAGAUAAAAGAACUUCAGGCUCGCAUAGAGGAGCUGGAGGAAGAAACAGAGUCAGAACGCUCCACCAGAGCCAAACUAGAGAAGCAAAGGUCGGAUCUCUGCAGGGAGCUGGAGGAGAUCAGCGAGAGGCUGGAGGAAGCUGGAGGAGCGACCAACGCUCAGGUGGAGAUGAACAAAAAACGCGAGGCAGAAUUCCAGAGGUUGCGGCGUGAGGUGGAGGACGGCUCACUCCAUCACGAAGCCGUCACUGCGGCUCUGCGCAAGAAGCAGGCCGACGGCGUCGCACAACUCGGAGAGCAGAUCGACAAUCUGCAGAGAAUUAGGCAAAAGCUGGAGAAAGAAAAAAGUGAACUAAAGAUGGAGAUGGAGGACAUGGCGAGUCACAUGGAGAAUGUUGUUAAGAGCAAGUCCAACAUGGAGAAGGCCUUUCACAGCCUGGAAGAACAGUCCAAUGAGUACAAGACCAAAGCAGACGAAGCCCAGAGAGCACUCAGCGACUAUGCAACCAUGAACGCACGACUCCACACAGAGAAUGGGGAACUUUCACGUCUGUUAGAGGAGAAGGAAGCUGCAAUUAACCAGAUGAAAAGAAGCAAAGCAGCUAGCAGUCAAGAGAUCCAACAACUCAAGUGGCUUCUGGAUGAAGAAAUUAAGGCCAAAAACGCCCUGGCACAUAGUUGUCAGUUUUCCCGUCAUGACUGGGAGCUUCUGAGGGAACAAUAUGAUGAAGAGCAAGAGACCAAAGCUGAGCUGCAGCGCUGCCUCUCCAAGGCCAACAGUGAUGUGGCCCAGUGGAGGAACAAAUACGAGACAGAUGCCAUCCAGCGGACUGAGGAAUUGGAGGAAGCCAAGAAGAGGCUUGCUCAGCGGCUCCAGGAAUCCGAGGAGUCGAUAGAGAUGGCUAAUGCAAAGACUGCCUCCCUGGAGAACACCAAACAGAGGCUGCAGGCUGAGGUGGAGGACCUCAUGGUGGAGCUAGAAAGAGCAAAUGCAGCCAAUGCUACCUUGGAUAGGAAACAGAGAAACUUUGACAAGGUCCUGUCUGACUGGAAGCAAAAGUGUGAGGAGAGUCAGUUGGAUCUGGAGGCAUCUCAGAAAGAAUCCAGAGCUCUGAGCACUGAAGUCUUUAAACUGAAGAACUCAUACGAGGAAGCUUUGGAACACCUGGACUCCAUGAAGAGAGAAAAUAAAACCCUUCAGCAGGAGAUCUUUGACACCAGCGAGAACAUCGGACAGUCGACUAAACUAAUACACGAGCUGGAGAAACUCACAAAGCAAGCCGAGAAGGACAAGAAAGACACUCAGACUGCACUUGAAGAGGUUGAGUCGUCACUUGAACACGAAGAGGCCAAAAUCCUUCACCUUCAACUGGAGCUGACCCAGAUAAAAUCAGAGGUGGCGAGAAAGGUGGCUGAGAAAGACGAAGAGAUAGACCAGCUGAAAAGGAACCACCAGAGAACCACUGACACCCUGCAGAACACACUUGAAGCCGAGAUGCGCAGCCGGAACGAGGCCGUCCGUGUGAAGAAGAAGAUGGAAGGGGACUUAAAUGAGAUGGAGAUCCAGCUAAGCCACGCCAAUCGACAAGCUUCUGAGGCCAUAAAGCAAAUGAGGAACCUGCAAACCCAGUUAAAGGACACGCAAGUCCAUCUACAUGAAGCUCUCCACAGUCAGGAGGACACCAAGGAGCAACUGGCCAUCACAGAACGCCGGAACAAUCUGAUGAUGACUGAAGUUGAGGAUCUAAGGGCGUCUCUGGAGCAGGCGGAGCGAAGUCGCAAACUGGCUGAGCAGGAACUGAUGGAGAGCAGCGAAAGGACUCAGCUGCUCCAUUCGCAGAACACGGGCCUGCUAAACUCUAAAAGGAAGAUGGAGAGCGAGUUGGCUCAGUUGCAGGUAGAGAUGAAGGAUACAGUCCAGGAGGCGAAGAACACUGACGAGAAGGCUAAGAAAGCUAUGACAGAAGCCGCCAUGAUGGCCAAGGAGCUGAAGAAGGAGCAGGACACCAGCACUCACCUGGAGAGGAUGAAGAAAAACCUGGAGGUGACAGUCAAGGACCUGCAGCAGCGUCUGGACGAGGCAGAGAGCCUCGCCAUGAAGGGUGGAAAGAAAGAACUCCAGAAGAUGGAAAACCGGGUGCGUGAGCUGGAAAAUGAAUUGGAGGCGGAGCAGAAACGUGGCGUUGAUGCUGUGAAAGGAGUCCGCAAAUGCGAGCGAAAAAUUAAGGAGCUUACUUUUCAGGGAGAGGAGGAGAAGAAGAACGUGGCCAGACUUCAGAAUCUGGUCGAGAACCUACAGCUGAAAGUCAAAACGUACAAGUGCCAGAGUGAGGCGGCGGAGGAACAAACCAACGUUCACCACGCCAAGUUCCGGAAGGUUCAGCACGAGCUGGAGGCUGCUGAGGAACGAGCAGACAUUGCGGAAUCGCAGCUAAAUAAACUACGAUCCAAGAGCCGUGACAUACUCGGGAAAGUGGAGUAGGAUGAGGCCUGAUGUAUUACUUCCCCCGAGUACAAGUCAUACAAUGCAACUGUAGUGUAAUACAGUAGCAAGUUUUUCAAAAUACAAGCAGUUGCUUGAUGUUUUUUUUUUUCGUUGGUGUUGUGAGCCAAAAUAGAAGCAACCAGCAACCUUCAGAUAUGCCACUGCUUGAGUGAAUUGCAAAAAAAAAAAUGGAGCACUCAAGGUACUGCAAUGCCGUCGCAUGUGGGCACGGAAAGCCAUGUCCUGUCGUUUAUUGAAUGCUACAACUAAUCAAACACAAACAAAAAAUAAGAGCACUUGCACAGAAGCUUUUGUAGGCCAUAACUCACACCCAUUUAACUAAGACUAAUUUGUGCAUCAAUCAAAGCUGAAUGCAGCUCUGCUUACCUUUUGACUUGUUUUUCCCACAGCAAAAUCUG